AUGAUAAAAGGACAAGUCCUUACUCCUGAAAUAAAAAGAAGUUUAUUAUUUGGUGAAACUCUCAAAGACCAAAUAAAAGAAAAUUUUAAUAUCAAAAAAGGAGUAAGAGAAAAAAGUGAAUUCGUAAAAAGUAUCAGCGGAAAAGUAACAAAAAAAUACAGAUUUGGAUCACUUUUGGGAAGAUUAAGUUCACGUCGUUUAAUGUACAAGAGAAUCCCUAUAGAUCCUGAGAACAAAAAGAAAGCGGAACGGUUACGAAAAAUGUUUGAAGAAUUUUUUGAAAGGGACGAUGUAAGCCGAAUGUGUCCAGGUAAAAAGGACACCGUAACAUUCCACAAGAUCAAAAAGCAAAAACGGUAUCUGAACGACACUCUCCAAAAUCUUCAUAAAAUUUUUUUAACAUCGCAACCACUGAUCAAGGCGAGCUAUGCUCAAUUUUGCAAGUUUAGACCAUUUUGGGUCUUGCCGCCUUGUGCCAGGAAAAGGGAAACUUGCCUUUGCAAAAUGCAUAGUAAUAUGCAGCUACUUGUGUCAAAGCUGAAAUUAGAAAAAAUUAUAAAUUCAAACAAUACCACCGAAUUAAUUAAAGAGAUCUGCUGUGAAAAAUAUGGAAAUGCAUGUUUAGAAAGAAGUUGUGAUAAAUGCAAAGCUAAAGAAAUCAGCUUUAAUACUUACGACCCCGGCGAAGAAAUGCAAUAUAAGGAAUGGAGACUUACAACUGAAAUAUUUUUGAAAAGGGGUGUAAAAAAGACUUGCAAAAGAACAGUUAAACAAACCCAAAAUGUCACUAAGGAAAGUGCAGUCAAGGCAUUUGAAAAUUACAACUGUAAGUAUGCAGUAUCAGAAAUUCAAUCGGCACAUUUUGGGGCAUCCAAACCUCAAAUUUCAUUGCAUACAGUGGUAUUUUAUUACCGAGACAUUAAUACAUCUCAAGUGACCAACCUAUCAAUAUGCACCCUUUCUGAAAAUCUGAGGCAUGACCCACCAGCAAUUUGUGCGCACUUGGAUCCUGUAAUUGUUGAAGUAAAAACUUUAAUUCCUAAUCUUACAUGCGCUCACUUCUUAAGUGAUGGGCCAUCCACCCAGUAUAAAAAUAAGACUAUGUUUUACUUGAUGGGAUCCUACUUAGCUCAAAAGUUGGGCGUUGAUGUAUUAAGAUGGCACUACUCAGAAUCCGGUCAUGGAAAAGGUGCCCCAGAUGGGAUUGGGGAAGGAUAA
Messenger RNA from Brassicogethes aeneus, 1218 nucleotides. NCBI's taxonomy places the organism in Eukaryota, Metazoa, Arthropoda, Insecta, Coleoptera, Nitidulidae. The record is from the annotation of a GenBank genome assembly.